Paramuricea clavata is the source of this 2449-nucleotide messenger RNA. The record is from the annotation of a GenBank genome assembly. Lineage: Eukaryota; Metazoa; Cnidaria; Anthozoa; Malacalcyonacea; Plexauridae.
AUGGUCAACAUGGUCGCCAGUAGAAAGGCUACAAAGAACAUGGACAAUGCAAUAUCGUCUGAACAGAUAUGGUCAACCAAGAAUUUGUCAACAAUUUUGAGCGAAGAUGAUAUGGAAAACAAGAAUGUGUUCACAGGCAUAGAUCAAUGUAUGUCAGGUAUAAAUAUAUCUAACAACUGUAUUUCUAAAUUGCAUAACCAGAAUACUGAAAUAACAGGUCUGUCAAAGAUCAAUCCAAUGCGUAUAAAGAAACUUCCAGUGCGAUCACGAUAUGCAUUAUUUUAUAAUGUCUGCAUACAAGAGCAUGUUACUGACGCUACUACCACUGGUUGCCAUUUACAUCACCGUGACCCCAGUAGAAUACAGGUAAAAUGGUUAAUUAGGAAGUUUGGAAAAAGUUGAUUGUUGAGAAAACGUCUCAGACAUAAGAUCAAAAGGUCUGUACCCAGAUCCUCUCAUCUUCAUUAUAUAGUAUAGUAUAUUAUGCAUUGCCAAGACAUUAGGAUGAAGUGUAUCCCUGAUGUUUACUGCCCAAAGAAGGUUCACAAGAAAUGCCGCACAAAUCAUUCAGCAAAAAAUUUAAAAUUUUAUAUUUGUGAAGGAAUUCUUGCAGAUAUAUUCUAUUUAUCAGGUUCAACUCAUGAUUUAUAUGCACAACAGGUAUACAAAAAUGUCAACCACUUAAAGAAUGUCUGUCAGUCAGCAUUAUGUACAGAUUUUGAGACGAAUCCUGGACCUGUAUUCUAUAUUGAUCCCAGUAAGACAAUCAGUGCACCAUAUAGCCAAGGUAAUCAGGUUAUAUUUGGACAAACAGCAGGACAGCAGUGUUUAGCAAUGUGUUUAUGUGCCCUUAUAUGCAACAAAAGACAGAACACGAUGCUCACCACAAGACCUGGUUAAUAUAAUGAAUAUCGGUAAUGAACUAUAUUCAAACUUAUCAUGUUUAGUACGGCAAUCGUUUUUAUUGUUUACAGAAUUGCCUUCACAACUUACAGUAUUUUACACAGAUUAUAUUUUUGAGUACAGUGAGAGCUAUAGUGGUAAUGUAAUUGGAGACUGUUCUAUUGAAGGGUAUCAGUUCUGUGUUCCAUUUCACAGAUCAUUUGAAUUGCUCCUGGCUGAAAACUAUUCUGCAUUCAUUUUAACAAUUGACUCCAAUGCUGUUUGCAUAUUUUCCACCAAUGAUGGCAAAUAUAAAAUUUUUUACUCUUAUUCAAGAGAUAUUUAUGGUAGAAGUCAUCCACAAGGUACAUGUGUGCUGUUAGAGGCACCAAAUAUCAACAAUGUAAUUCUGUAUUUCCAGUCUUUAUAUGGUCAAAACAGUCAAUUUGAGCUAAGAGGAAUAAAUAUUGAAGAAGUACAAGCCAAUGGUGACAAGAACUUAAACAACAUUAUUAGAAAUUCUGAUCUAUCAGGUAAUGCUUUGGAAGAAUCUGAAAGUACUGACGUUUCUUAUUUAUAUAAACAAUGCUGUGCAAUUUCAUACUCAAUUUGUUAUUCUGUCAUUAAACCUUGUAAUUACUGGGAUUCAAAUACAGUGGCCGCAGUUGUUUACUUUGGCACUACUUUGUAUAACAACACUGGGAUAAAUACAUCUCAUGAUAUACCACAAAGAGUGGAAAUAUGUGGAAAUGAAAUACAUGUAAAAUUGCAAACUAAUAUUCAAGGAGUAGUUGAUGACAAGGCAAAAAGCAAACUACACAUUGAAAGCCUUAUUUGUCAUACUAAUGAAAAUACAGGGUUUUUAAUUUGGUUUGGAGAUUAUUGUAUUUCUUGCAUCUUUCAAAAGACAUCCAUUAACAAUAUGUCGUACUCAAUAUUAGCAUAUGAUGAUGAUGAUAGCUCACCUACAUGUACUGCACAUUACAUUAAAAACAUAAAAGACAAGCACACUUUAGUUGAUACUAUCUUUAAACUAGUAACAACCAAAAUCAAGGAUGAAAUUGUCAAUUAUGAAAUUCAAUUUUUGUCUUGUUCUUCUGAAUUGAGUAACUGUGAAAGAAAAAGGAUUAUGAAAAACCACAGACAAAACUAUAUAAAUGACUUCAUUGAACCAGCUCUAAAGAAACAGAAGCUAGAAACAAAGCAGAUGAAGUACAAAACAAUGGCUCAGGAGAAAAAACAAAAAAUAUUGGAAAACAGAAAAACAAAAUAUGAAAAGUUAGAUGAAUCAAAGAAAGAAGAACAGCUUACCAAAAAUAUGAAUUAUAGAAAAACAAUGAAUAAAGGACCCAGACUGGAAACUUUGUACUGCGCAACCGAGAUCUCGGUUGCGUACUUUUUUGCAAAAUGCGCGUCCAGACGCGCAAAUUUCAAAAAUCUGUUGUCAAACGCGCAAUUUCAAAAUGAGGCGCAGGUGAAAUUGAAAAUGUGCAAUUUUUCAAGUGCGUGCGCACAUGAAAUUAAAAUUGUGCUAUUUUUCAAGCGCGCCCUGCAUGAGACAAAUUAG